Messenger RNA from Aspergillus niger, 963 nucleotides. RefSeq lists its product as uncharacterized. Bases 1 to 963 code for a protein of 320 amino acids. NCBI's taxonomy places the organism in Eukaryota, Fungi, Ascomycota, Eurotiomycetes, Eurotiales, Aspergillaceae. Gene Ontology annotation, molecular function: hydrolase activity, acting on carbon-nitrogen (but not peptide) bonds, in linear amides. The record is from RefSeq and is a predicted model, not a curated record. The transcript has 6 exons.
AUGGCAUCAAUUCGCCGCGUCGCCGUCAUUCAAUGGAACAUCAAGGACCUCGCCAUCGACGAGAACCACCGAGAAGCAUGCGCCUACAUCCGUGAUGCCGCAUCCCAGGGUGCCGAACUUGCCGUUCUCCCAGAAUACCACUUAACCGGCUGGGCCCCCUCCGACCCAUCCUGGACUGCUCUCGCCUCUAAAACGACCCCCUACCUCGAAGCCUACCAGUCUCUUGCCCGCGAGCUCAGUAUCUGCAUUGUCCCCGGCACUAUCGUCGAACACCAUGGCCCCUCCCCGAACGAACAACAACAACCAGUCCUCUACAACACCGCCUACUUCAUCUCCAACGACGGGAGUAUCCUAGGCCACUACCGCAAGAAAAAUAUCUGGCACCCUGAACGUCCCUACCUUACCUCUUCCGGACAUGAUCCUCAUGAAGUGUUCGAUACGCCUAUCGGAAAGGUGGGGUUGCUUAUCUGCUGGGAUCUGGCGUUUCCGGAGGCGUUCCGGGAAUUGAUCUGUAAGGGGGCGGAGAUUGUGGUUAUACCUACUUAUUGGAGCAAAUACGACGCCUCUCCAGCUGCACUCCAACACAAUCCCAAUUCUGAAGCUCUCUUCCUUGAGACGACGCUCACGGCGCGAUGCUUCGAGAAUACCUGCGGAAUUAUCUUUGCCAAUGUGGCGAGGGGAAAGCAAGACGAAAGUGAUCGAUUCUUGGGUCUUUCGAGGAGGAAAAUUACCGUGUCAGGGAGGAUCUGGCAGGGGAAGGGUGGUAUUAUACGUAUCGGCAUCAGAGGUGAUUCAAACAGAGAUGAAACCAAGUUUAUCUCUCAAGAUACAGCGUCCUUUUUCCUUGCUUCCAUUCUUGCUCCUCCUGGCGAAGUCAUUUUUCUGGAGCUUUUCAUUAUCCCCCGUGACCCCUUCAUUGAUCUUCGCCUUGAGAGAAUAAUGCGCGGUGAUCAUCUCUCCUAG